CUCCAUGGCAUUCCCGGGCGGGCGGGGACUCGGCGCGGGCGCCCUCCCGGCCAGCAGCGGCAGCCCCUCCUCCCCGGCGCCCUCCGGACCCACCAAGGACCCCCGGCGGCGGCCUGCCUCGCUCUGCUGGGAACCAUGAGUGAGGCCCGCCGGGACAGCACGAGUAGCCUGCAGCGCAAGAAGCCGCCCUGGCUAAAGCUGGACAUUCCUUCUGCAGCACCCCUGACAGCAGAAGAGCCCAACUUCCUGCAGCCCCUGAGGCGACAGGUUUUCCUGAGGAGUGUGAGUAUGCCAGCUGAGACAGCCCACAUCUCUUCGCCCCACUACGAGCUCCGGCGGCCGGUGCUGCAGCGCCAGACGUCCAUCACACAGACCAUCCGCAGCAGCCGACAAGUACGCUUCGGGCGCGUCCACACUCUACCCCUCCUGGGUCCCUGGGCUGCCCGCAGGGCCCUCCCACAGCACCAGUCUCUCUCUUGGUCCCUGCUCAGGGGGGCUGCUGACUGGUUUGGAGUGAGCAAGGAGAGUGAUAGCACCCAGAAAUGGCAGCGCAAGAGCAUCCGUCACUGCAGCCAGCGCUAUGGGAAGCUGAAGCCCCAGGUCCUCCGGGAGCUGGACCUGCCCAGCCAGGACAAUGUGUCGCUGACCAGCACCGAGACACCACCCCCACUCUACGUGGGGCCAUGCCAGCUGGGAAUGCAGAAGAUCAUAGAUCCCCUGGCGCGUGGCCGGGCCUUCCGGGUGGCAGAUGACACUGCGGAAGGCCUGAGUGCCCCGCACACUCCUGUCACGCCAGGUGCUGCCUCCCUCUGCUCCUUCUCCAGCUCCCGCUCAGGGUUCCACCGGCUCCCGCGGCGGCGCAAGCGAGAGUCGGUGGCUAAGAUGAGCUUCCGGGCAGCUGCGGCGCUGAUGAAAGGCCGCUCUGUGAGGGAUGGCACCUUGCGUCGGGCACAGCGUCGAAGCUUCACUCCCGCCAGCUUUCUGGAGGAGGACACGACCGAUUUCCCUGAUGAGCUGGACACGUCCUUCUUUGCCCGGGAAGGUAUCCUCCAUGAAGAGCUGUCCACCUACCCCGAUGAAGUUUUCGAGUCCCCAUCGGAGGCGGCACUCAAGGACUGGGAGAAGGUGCCGGAGCAGGCGGACCUCACCGGUGGGGCCCUGGACCGCAGUGAGCUUGAGCGCAGCCACCUGAUGCUGCCCCUGGAGCGAGGUUGGCGGAAGCAGAAGGAGGGCGCCGCAGCCCCGCAGCCCAAGGUGCGGCUCCGACAGGAGGUGGUGAGCAGCGCGGGGCCGCGGCGGGGCCAGCGCAUCGCGGUGCCGGUGCGCAAGCUCUUCGCCCGGGAGAAGCGGCCGUAUGGGCUGGGCAUGGUGGGACGGCUCACCAACCGCACCUACCGCAAGCGCAUCGACAGCUUCGUGAAGCGCCAGAUUGAGGACAUGGACGACCACAGGCCCUUCUUCACCUACUGGCUCACCUUCGUGCACUCGCUCAUCACCAUUCUGGCCGUGUGCAUCUACGGCAUCGCCCCCGUGGGCUUCUCGCAGCAUGAAACGGUGGACUCGGUGCUGCGGAACCGCGGGGUCUACGAGAACGUCAAGUACGUGCAGCAGGAGAACUUCUGGAUCGGCCCGAGCUCGGAGGCCCUCAUCCACCUGGGCGCCAAGUUUUCGCCCUGCAUGCGCCAGGACCCGCAGGUGCACAGCUUCAUUCGGGCAGCGCGCGAGCGCGAGAAGCACUCGGCCUGCUGCGUGCGCAAUGACAGGUCGGGCUGCGUGCAGACCUCGGAGGAGGAGUGCUCGUCCACACUGGCAGUUUGGGUGAAGUGGCCCAUCCAUCCCAGUGCCCCAGAGCUUGCCGGCCACAAGAGACAGUUUGGUUCUGUCUGCCACCAGGAUCCCAGGGUGUGUGAUGAGCCCUCCUCUGAAGACCCCCAUGAGUGGCCAGAAGACAUCACCAGGUGGCCGAUCUGCACCAAAAACAGUGCCGGGAACCACACCAACCAUCCGCAUAUGGACUGUGUCAUCACAGGGCGGCCCUGCUGCAUCGGCACCAAGGGCAGGUGUGAGAUCACCUCCCGGGAGUACUGUGACUUCAUGAGGGGCUACUUCCAUGAGGAGGCCACGCUCUGCUCUCAGGUGCACUGCAUGGAUGAUGUGUGUGGGCUCCUGCCUUUCCUCAACCCUGAGGUGCCUGACCAGUUCUACCGCCUGUGGCUGUCCCUCUUCCUGCACGCCGGGAUCCUGCACUGCCUGGUGUCCAUCUGCUUCCAGAUGACCGUCCUGCGGGACCUGGAGAAGCUGGCAGGCUGGCACCGCAUAGCCAUCAUCUACCUGCUGAGUGGUGUCACUGGCAACCUGGCCAGUGCCAUCUUCCUGCCGUACCGAGCAGAGGUGGGUCCGGCUGGCUCCCAGUUUGGCAUCCUGGCCUGCCUCUUUGUGGAGCUCUUCCAGAGCUGGCAGAUCCUGGCGCGGCCCUGGCGUGCCUUCUUCAAGCUGCUGGCUGUGGUGCUCUUCCUCUUCACCUUCGGGCUGCUGCCCUGGAUCGACAACUUUGCCCACAUCUCGGGGUUCAUCAGCGGCCUCUUCCUCUCCUUCGCCUUCUUGCCCUACAUCAGCUUUGGCAAGUUCGACUUGUACCGGAAACGCUGCCAGAUCAUCGUCUUUCAGGUGGUCUUCCUGGGCCUCCUGGCUGGCCUGGUGGUCCUCUUCUACGUCUAUCCUGUCCGCUGUGAGUGGUGUGAGUUCCUCACCUGCAUCCCCUUCACCGACAAGUUCUGUGAGAAGUACGAACUGGACGCUCAGCUCCACUGAGCUGGCUGCGGGCUCCAGGGCCCACGUGCUCCUGCAGAGCAGAGCCAGACACCGCAGCCCUGAGCCUCACAGGCGUGCGGGAGUCACCUGCUCCACGAGGGAACGGGCCCGUUUCCUGAACACAGACCUCGUGUGCCUUGUUCACUCUGCUGAACCCUUCGUACUGCCGGGCACUUAUUACACAUCUUCCUGUGAUAACCUUCUAAUUUGCCUCUUGACGACCACUUCACGUGGCCAGUAAAUGGACCGGGAGCGUUUUAGCUGCCAUUAACCUGA
Messenger RNA from Cebus imitator (Panamanian white-faced capuchin), 3087 nucleotides. RefSeq names its product rhomboid 5 homolog 1 (gene RHBDF1). Bases 136 to 2811 code for a protein of 891 amino acids. Gene Ontology annotation, cellular component: endoplasmic reticulum membrane. The transcript is spliced from 19 exons. Lineage: Eukaryota; Metazoa; Chordata; Mammalia; Primates; Cebidae. Gene Ontology annotation, biological process: regulation of epidermal growth factor receptor signaling pathway; regulation of protein secretion. The record is from RefSeq and is a predicted model, not a curated record. Gene Ontology annotation, molecular function: serine-type endopeptidase activity.